Messenger RNA from Penicillium alfredii, 2694 nucleotides. RefSeq names its product putative alpha-glucosidase (gene agdC). Gene Ontology annotation, molecular function: carbohydrate binding; hydrolase activity, hydrolyzing O-glycosyl compounds. The transcript has 7 exons. Lineage: Eukaryota; Fungi; Ascomycota; Eurotiomycetes; Eurotiales; Aspergillaceae. The record is from RefSeq and is a predicted model, not a curated record. Gene Ontology annotation, biological process: carbohydrate metabolic process. Bases 1 to 2694 code for a protein of 897 amino acids.
AUGAGAGGUCCACUGCUCUUCCUGGCUCCCCUCGUGGGUGCUGCUGCCCUGGGACCCCGGUCUGAGAGUCCUACCCCAUGCCCUGGCUACAAGGCCUCAAAUGUCGAAGAACGGGGCCAGUCCUUGACGGCAGAUUUGACUCUUGCGGGGGACCCCUGUGAUUCGUAUGGCUCUGACCUCCAGAAGCUCAAGCUCCUCGUGGAGUACCAGACAGAGGAUCGUCUGCAUGUGAUGAUCUACGAUGCCGAUGAAGAAGUCUACCAGGUCCCAGAGUCUGUGCUUCCACGGCCCCACGGUGAUCAUGGUGAUCAUCAUAAGCAGUCUGCACUGAAGUUUGACUAUGAAGAGGAGCCCUUCUCUUUCAGAGUCCUGCGUGAUGAAGAGGUCCUCUUUGAUACUGCUGCCUCCAACCUGGUCUUUCAGACUCAGUACCUGAACCUGCGCACCUGGCUUCCUGAUGACCCAUAUCUGUAUGGACUCGGAGAGCACAGCGAUUCGUUGCGCCUGUCCACCACCAACUACACCCGUACUCUAUGGAGUCGUGAUGCCUACGGUGUUCCAUACAACUCGAAUCUCUAUGGCAACCACCCGAUCUACAUAGAUCACCGUGGGGAGGCAGGCACUCAUGGUGUCUUUUUCCUCAACUCCAACGGCAUGGAUAUCAAGAUCGACAAGGAUGAUGAAGGCAAGCAAUACCUUGAGUACAACACCUUGGGUGGGGUGUUCGACUUUUAUUUCAUGGCCGGCCCAACCCCCAAGGAUGUCAGCGCGCAGUACUCGGACAUCGUCGGUCUUCCGGCCAUGCAGAGCUACUGGACCUUUGGGUUCCACAACUGCAGAUACGGAUACCGCGAUGUCUACGAUGUCGCCGAGGUAGUCUAUAACUAUAGCCAUGCCGGUAUCCCACUCGAGACGAUGUGGACUGAUAUCGACUACAUGGAUGGCCGGCGAGUGUUUACGCUGGAUCCUGAGCGGUUCCCUCAAGAGAAGAUGCGCGAACUAGUGUCCUAUCUUCAUAACCAUUAUCAGCAUUACAUUGUCAUGGUGGACCCAGCUGUGAGCGACAGUAGCUCUCUCGCAGACAAUGGUGCAUUCAAUCGAGGACAGAAAAACGGCGUUUUCCUGUACCAUGAAGAUGACACGCUCUACCAGGGUGCUGUGUGGCCCGGGUUGACUGUGUUCCCUGACUGGUUCAACUCGAAAACCCAAGAUUACUGGAAUGGCGAAUUCAAACGGUUCUUCGGUAGCAAGGACGGCGUGGAUAUCGACGGCCUGUGGAUCGAUAUGAACGAGGCAUCCAACUUCUGUCCCUGGCCAUGCAAAGAUCCCGCGGCAUACUCCGAGAAUAACAACCUGCCUCCUGCGCCCCCGCCAGUCCGAUCGCCUCCGCGCCAUAUACCCGGUUUCCCUGAUGACUUUCAGCCUUCCUCGUCGCAGCACUUGACGAAAAAGACCCAGGAGAAAAGCAGCCAGAAUACAAAGGGCAAGAAGGCCGGUCUUCCUGGCCGAGAUCUCAUCAACCCUCGCUACAAGAUCGCCAAUGCUGCUGGAUCUCUCAGCAACAAGACGAUUGCUACUGAUAUUGUUCAUGCCGGUGAGGGCUAUGCCGAGUAUGACACGCACAAUCUCUAUGGCACUAUGAUGAGCUCUGCUUCCCGCGAGGCCAUGAUUCAGCGCCGGCCAAAGGUUCGACCUCUGGUGAUCACGCGCAGCACCUUUGCUGGCGCCGGCGCCCAUGUUGGUCACUGGCUCGGCGACAACCUAAGCCAGUGGGACCAUUACCGCGCAUCGAUUGCCCAGAUGUUAGCAUUUGCCUCGAUCUUCCAGGUCCCCAUGAUAGGAUCCGACGUGUGCGGGUUCGGCGGAAACACGACCGAGGAACUGUGUUCUCGCUGGGCCAUGCUGGGCGGGUUCUAUCCAUUCUUCCGCAACCACAACGCCCUCGAGUCCAUCCCACAGGAAUUCUACCGCUGGCCCAAGGUCGUCGAGGCAGCCCGCAAGGUGAUUGACAUUCGCUACCGGCUGCUUGACUAUCUGUAUACCUCGUUCCACCGGCAGUCGCAGACAGGCGAGCCGUUCCUGCAGCCACUGUUCUACCUGUACCCGAAAGACAAACAGACGUUUUCCAACCAACUGCAGUUCUUCUACGGCGAUUCGAUUCUGAUCUCGCCAGUGCUUGAUGAGGGACUUACCUCGGUGGACGCCUACUUCCCAGACGACGUGUUCUACGACUGGUACACAGGAGCCGCGGUGCGUGGCCACGGGUCCAACAUCACAAUGUCCGGCAUCAACACCACCCACAUCCCAAUCCACAUCCGCGGUGGGAAUAUUGUCCCCGUACGCACGAAGAGUGCCCGGACCACCACCGAGCUGCGCCGCCGCGGCUUCGAGUUGCUCAUCGCCCCCGGACUGGAUGGCACCGCAUCGGGCCAGUUGUACUUGGAUGACGGCGAGUCGAUUGACCCCCACACGACCACCGAGAUCCAAUUCCAGUACCGUGGUGGCCGCCUGACGAUUCGGGGCAAGUUCGGGUACCAUCCCAAGGACGUGGGCAUCGAGGCUAUCACGCUGCUCGGCCAGACGACCCGGCCGACCGGGGAGCGUCGACGGGAUGUGAAGUCUGAUGCGCCGCGCCAGAGCGUGACGAAGAAGACGAACAUUGCUCUGACCGGGCCGACCGAGGUGCGUCUGUGA